Trichogramma pretiosum is the source of this 2011-nucleotide messenger RNA. RefSeq names its product probable G-protein coupled receptor Mth-like 1. Gene Ontology annotation, biological process: cell surface receptor signaling pathway; G protein-coupled receptor signaling pathway. The record is from RefSeq and is a predicted model, not a curated record. Gene Ontology annotation, molecular function: G protein-coupled receptor activity. Gene Ontology annotation, cellular component: membrane. Bases 1 to 1815 code for a protein of 604 amino acids. The transcript is spliced from 7 exons. NCBI's taxonomy places the organism in Eukaryota, Metazoa, Arthropoda, Insecta, Hymenoptera, Trichogrammatidae.
AUGGCGUGGACGACGAUCCUGCUGCUCGUGCUGGCGCAGCUUUUAGCGAGCUGCGGUCGCGCCGUCGAGGUCAACGACUCCGACGCGGCGAGCGACAAGCCGCUCGAGAUACGCCGCUGCUGUCGCCUCCAAGAGGACCUCGAGGAUCCGGGCAAGCUCGCGGACGGCCUGCCGCGAUGCGUGCCCAGCCCCGAGCCCUUCAAUCCCGAGGUCUACUCGCCGGAGAUCGGCAACUUCUUGCCCCAGCCCCCGAUCUCCUGGCGAUUCCUCGAGAACACGAGGCCCGUCUGCCGGCCGACCCAGCAGUUGCGCUUCAUUCCGCGCAACAAAUUCAAUCCCUUCGUGCUGCUGUCGUCCGGCAACGUCUACGUCGAAGUGGGUAGCGAGACGAGCCUAGCGCCCGACGAAUACUGCCUGGGCUCGAGAACUCUGCUGGCCUGCAUGCCGAGAAAGAACGAGAGCCUCCAGGCAGCUGCCACCAUGCGGCCCAAAAUAAGGAAGUGCUGCGGCGAGAACGCCAUUUACGACGUCGAGAGGCAGUCCUGCUUCCACGAUGGGAAAACGUCGAUAAUCACCGAGCAGACCCUGCUCGUAGGCAGCAACGAAAACAACCGAAAAAUGGCGGCGAUCGUCGAGAUGGUCGGCGGCUUCCCGACCAAAUGCCCCAACGAUUACACCCUGAUCGACGAGCUGUACGCGUCCGAGCUCCAGGCGGAUGGCAGUCUCCAAGUCAAACACAAGUUGGUGCCGGCCGAGGAGUUCUGCAUCGAGAGCGUUCAAGCUGUGGACAGCGAGCAUCUGUUGCCGGUCAAAGUGUUCGCUUGCUCGGAGCACGCGGCUGAAAGAAUGGGAGUCGCAGUACGAGACAUAAGAUUCACUCUAUAUCCGGUCGGCUUCAUCAUUAGUGCAGUAUUUCUAGCAGCGACUCUGGCAAGUGGAUGGCUGCUGCCGAGCUCGCAUCACCUACUGCACUGGCGAUGCCAAACGUACCACGUUACCUGCCUCAUGCUCGGCGACAUUACCAUGGCCAUCAUUCAGUUGGGCGGAACGUCACUUCAGGGCGAGUUCUGCCGUGCUCUGGCAAUCAUGGCUCACUUCUUUUUCUUGGCAACGUUUUUCUGGCUGAACACGAUGUGCUUCAACAUUUGGUGGACAUUUAGAGAUCUACGACCAGCGAGUCUUGAAAAAGGACAAGAAAUGCUACGUCUGAAAUUCUACGGUGCUUAUGCUUGGGGAGGGCCACUUGUUGUCGCUGGACUAGCGGCUGUACUUGAUCAUUUGCCUAUUUCACCAGAAUACAAUUUUCUACGCCCAGGUUUUGGAGAGAAGCAGUGCUGGUUUUACGGCAAUGCGGAGAUUCUGGCUUACUUUUUUGGACCUAUUGGUUUACUUUUGCUCAUCAAUCUUCUAUUUUUUGCCGCAACGGCUCGCGAAUUAACCUGUGGCCUUUGGAAAGGAGAAAUCGUUAAGAGUACUACCGAGCGAGCGGCCCUAGGCAAAGUAUGCCUAAAGCUUGUCAUCGUCAUGGGAGUGCCGUGGAUAUUUGACGUAAUUUCGUGGAUGGCAGGUGGUCCAGAGGCCCUUUGGUACGUAACCGACUUGUGCAACGCUGCUCAGGGCGUCCUCAUCUUCGUCGUCGUUGGCUGCCAGCCACAAGUUCGAGCGACAGCCAAGCGCUGGUUUCGCAAUCCCAGGACCAAUACCAAUUUACAGGGUAAUGGUCAUAGCACGACGAGUCAUGGGAUGCCCAGCAUAGGAGAUAGUAUUACUCAGAAUCCAAGCACCAAAGCCGUACCAUUGGAAACGAUUUGCUGAGGACACGAGCACCGAGAAUUGUUGAUCGCACCUGAACUCCGCUUUUAAAUUUUCGAAAAGAAAAUAGACGGAUUCAUUGCGAUAAUCGAUCUCGGUUUUCAUGAGAGAAUGCCUUUUUCAUUUUUGUAAACUCAUUGAAAGAAUAAUUAAGUUAUUUUUUUAUAAAUUGAAUCGGGUAAAUGAAAUGCAUUUAUUC